Molecule: messenger RNA, 789 nt
Organism: Mitosporidium daphniae
Lineage: Eukaryota; Fungi; Microsporidia
Exons: 1
Coding region: 1-789 (262 amino acids)
Source: RefSeq, a predicted model, not a curated record
AUGCCUUCAGAGCAUACUUUUUUACCAAACAUAGCGAGCAAAUUGGCUGAAGACAAGUUUUGCUUUGAAGGGUUUCUUGAAUGCGUAAAAAAACUCACCACGCCUAAAAUCAUUCCAACGGCUCCUGGCAAAAAAAAGGCCAAUAAAAAGUUCAAACGGACCGAAAAGAACUUCACUACAAACUCAGAGCAGCAGCAUCUUCAAGAGUCCAUUUCAUAUUCCUUCUAUCUUACUCAACUGGUUCGAAUAGCCUCUGGAAAAGAAGCCACUUUUGGAAGGGGCAGAUGGCCUGGAGUUGGAAUUCCACUUGUAACUUUGCUUUUUACAUCAUCGCAUGCAAACUCGUUUGCAGCACUAAAUACUCAGCUUAUCACCAGGUCGAUUCCAACAAGCGCAUCGAGUCAGUUGCUUCCCUAUGACGGACCUUGUAGGUGGGAUCAAAGGCUGGUUAUAUUUAAUUUUGGAAAGGAGAAAAUAGCAAACACUGGACACCUAUCGAAAUUGCUGCCCAUCAUCUUCAAUGAUUGUUGUUCUGUCAAAGACGUGCUGUCUAAUGUGGAGCAGAUAUUUGGUCUCUCUUCUUCUUCUAAACACAUGCUUUCUAAGGGCAUUUUGGUGGGGCUAAGGAUGGCCGAUGCCACUGCAUCCGCCACGGAAACUAAAUAUCAUUCGAUAACUGUGCGCUUUAUUACGCAGAGUGAUAAAGAAUCUAGGUGGCCCUUUCCAGAAGAUUAUGCCAAAGAUACCAAAAAGGUAUCUCCAAUCAAUUUUUAUUUGAUAGAGAAGUGA